Molecule: messenger RNA, 1084 nt
Organism: Cynoglossus semilaevis (tongue sole)
Lineage: Eukaryota; Metazoa; Chordata; Actinopteri; Pleuronectiformes; Cynoglossidae
Gene: smim12
Product: small integral membrane protein 12
Exons: 2
Coding region: 146-421 (91 amino acids)
Source: RefSeq, a predicted model, not a curated record
GCGUCGCAGUUCAGAAAAGCCCAUCAGCCAAGUGAGAGGAAAUAGGAAGUUACGCACGGUAAGCCGGAAGUUACGAUCAGUCAUCCGGAAGUUAUUCUGUUGCUGCUGUUUCAACGUGAGAAAGGAUUUCAAGUGCACAGCUGUCAUGUGGCCUAUAGUCUGGACUGCGGCGAGGACCUAUGCCCCAUACAUUACCUUUCCUGUGGCUCUUGUGGUCGGAACUGUGGGCUAUAACUUAGAGUGGUUCAUCAGAGGGACCCCUAAAUCCCGAGAGGAAGAGAAGGGAAUCCUGGAGCUCAGGGAGGAAAGAAAGCUUCAAGAACAAGCAGGCAUUGACAGUACAAAAGUUCUUAGCUUAAAAGAGAAAAUGGAAUUUGCCCCAAAAGCAGCACUGAACAGGAACCGACCAGAAAAGAGCUAAGUUCUGCAGGACCUAUAGACUAUAGUAUUUGCACACUCUCAGCAGGAGGAUGUUGCACUGGGAGAUUAAAGAAUGUGGAGAGCCAAGAUCUUGUUUGUUUCCAAUCCAAACCCACUCUCUUAAUUUUGUCCAUGACUGUGGUCAUCUAAUGUACAUGCAUUGAAAAUAGGAUGGAUAUUAAAUCAAGAACGAGCCAAAUGGAAUUCUGAUUUGUGCAUAUGCUGUGAUUGUCCUUUUUCAUGCCCUGAUAAGUACCUGAAACAAUUAAAGUAUUCUGACUACAGACAUUCGUCAAAUUCCACUCGUCCAAUAUAAGGAAUUUGCAAUAUUAUCCUAUGUCUAGUUUACUCACACAAAUUCCUAGUUUCAUGGCACAGGACUAUCACAUGUUCUUUUUCUUGGAAGUCUCUCAUUUUUGUGAAAAAGUCCAACUAUGACCAUUAAGCUGGAGGAUGAAAGACUAACCUCUGUUAUCCUCUUUGUUGUAUGUGACUAAAUAAUCCCGCAGCGUGGGAGGUCUUUGUGGUGUUUGAAGCUUUUUAGUCCUUCUGUCCGACACAUCUACAUAAAAGCAUAAUUUUUGAAUGCCUGUAUGUAUUAGGGUAAACCAAAAUUGUAUUUAUGUAACAGAAAAUGUGAAUAAUAAAUUAUGUUUCUACUGAA